Messenger RNA from Thalassophryne amazonica, 2881 nucleotides. RefSeq names its product zinc finger protein 367 (gene znf367). Gene Ontology annotation, molecular function: RNA polymerase II cis-regulatory region sequence-specific DNA binding; DNA-binding transcription factor activity, RNA polymerase II-specific. The transcript is spliced from 5 exons. Gene Ontology annotation, biological process: regulation of transcription by RNA polymerase II; central nervous system development. NCBI's taxonomy places the organism in Eukaryota, Metazoa, Chordata, Actinopteri, Batrachoidiformes, Batrachoididae. Bases 333 to 1271 code for a protein of 312 amino acids. The record is from RefSeq and is a predicted model, not a curated record. Gene Ontology annotation, cellular component: nucleus.
UGGGAAAGGGGUAUCUACGAUUCCUGUUAUUGGCUGGUUUUGACACGUGGUGCUUGAUCCUAGCAGCCAAUUGGUCAGCCAGCCACUCAGGCGCGAUUUUGCAACGCGGGACAAGCGCUGCUGCUGCGGUCUCACACACAGCUCACGGAGGACGAGGACACGCAGCCUGCUUCCGUGGACAGUUUACAGAAGAGAACAAUCUGACAGCUUUAGUUUGUGUCCGUUGACAUGAGGGACACCUUCAGCCCGGACUGAGACGGUAUUUUGGAGUGCUGUUUGACUUAAAGUAGUUAAAGUGAACUUUUUUUUGGCUAACAGUUCUGCAGACAGUAAUGAUGGCCGAAACGAAGCAGCCUAAUGUUAUUUUUUGCAACGAUUCCCCAAAAAGAGUUCUGGUUUCUGUCAUCAAGACCACGCCCAUCAAACCCGGGAAAGCGGAGGCCCUGACGCCGACCAGUCCCGGGUUCAGUGACUUCAUGGUCUACCCGUGGAAGUGGGGUGAGAACGCCUACAACGUGAGCCUGAGUCCGAGCUCCGUGUGCGGGGCUUCGUCCCCGACCGGGACCCAGACAGCCAGGGAGGCGGAUCCGGCUCCGUCACCGGACCAGAUCAAGGAUGGUAUCCGCAGGGGCCGUCCACGAGCUGACACUGUCCGAGAGCUGAUAAGUGAGGGGGAGACGUCCUCGAGUCAUAUCCGUUGUAACAUCUGUAACCGGGUGUUCCCGAGAGAGAAGUCUCUGCAGGCUCACAAGAGAACACACACAGGUGAAAGGCCGUAUCUGUGUGACUAUCCAAACUGUGGGAAGGCGUUUGUGCAGAGUGGCCAGCUGAAGACACACCAGCGUCUGCACACAGGAGAGAAACCAUUUGUCUGCUCUGAAAAAGGAUGUGGCAAUCGGUUCACACAUGCCAACCGUCAUUGCCCCAAACAUCCUUUUACCCGCUUGAGAAGGGAGGAACCAAAGGAGGACCAGGGUAAAGCACAAUCGGUGGACAAUAAGGCGGUGGCAGAGUGGCUGGCAAAGUACUGGAGAACCCGCGAGCAGCGUGCACUUACUACCACUAAGGUGAAACCACAGGGCAGCGGAACAGCUGAGGACCAGGAGCAGCAGGAUCCCAAGGGCUUCUUCCAAUCAGAUGAGGAGGAGGAGAUGGCAGAGGAAGAGAAGGGCAGCCAGGUGGGAGCUGCCAAACGACGCCUCCAAGAGCAACGAGAGCGUCUGCACGGUGCCCUGGCACUUAUUGAGCUGGCCAAUAACCUGUCUCCCUGAACACCCAUCCAUUUAAUGGUCCUGGACUCCCCAACCUCCUCCUCACAUUUCCAUUCACUGACUUCCUGCAGUGUGUGCUGUAGCUAUAAUUUGUUCAUGAACGCAGAUCAGAGAGACUAGCGUUAGUUAUUCUUACAAGUUUUGAAACUAGACUUUAAAGAGCUGCAUUGGCCUCAGAUCGUUGUUUCAAAGCAUAGCGCCACACCCUCCCCCCCACAGCACCAGGAAGCAUAAGCUAACGCACCUUAUUCAGCUUCCAUCCUUUUAGGCUGCUAUUAAUGUAGAUUUGAAUAUAUGAAGAAUGUUUUUCUCUUGCCUUAUAAAGGCAAAGAAAGUACCAAUUACAUAAAAAAAGGAUUUGUUUGCACUUUGAUGGUAACGAGUUGUUAAGUAUAUUAUGAGAGUCAGUGAGUGUGUAUGACUUGUGUAUAUAUGGAUUUAUGAACAGAUGAUACAGGGUGCAGUCAGACAUGAGCUUUGUAAGUUGCAUUUGGACUUUCAGAAGGCCUCCUCAUGCUCCUAGUUUUCAUCUCCAGCACUGUAAACACAAUUUUCCCGCAUUUUAUGAUGGUGGGGUGGAAAUGGACUUGUAAAGAAUUCUUGUGGCUUUCGCCCUCCCUGUACAGUUGUGUCAGAGUGAUGGCCAUGGGUGGAUGAAAAGGAGACGAGGCUGAUUCAGUUUGAAUUUUUUUUUUUGUGAAGGAGAUGACUGCAAGCCUAAUCCAGAUGUCUGCGUUAGCCACAAGAAUCUGACCUGUUGGGACUACAUGCCUCACGUACGAUCUCAAAUCCACUAAUGCUGCACAGCGGCCUUAAAAUGUUUUAUGGAAUUAAGAAAUAAUGAGAUGUUUUUUAGAAUGUGAGGCAUCAUUUAUGUUAAAAGGUGGCAGAAUGGAGUUGACAUUUUAGAGUCCUGAUAAUUACAGUCGAAAUUUUUAGUUUUUAUUAGUGAAAAAGUUUAAGGGUUUUUAAAGGCAAGGUAAAAUUCAGAAAUGGUUAAGCUACCUUCAAGUUGACAUGGAUGUUCUUUUUCAACAAAGCAAUUUCAUUACUACAGAAUUUUUGGAUUAAUCUUGGGGUCCACAUAAGAUUGAUUUGUCAUGUCCUGGAAAAUAUAUUUUUAAGCAACACUACAUAUUUUGACACUGUAUGAAACCUGUUAACCAGUCUGCCAUUGUUUUCAGUAAGCAAGCACUGCAAAGCAGCCUGCCUGUCACUAGUUGUAGUUAUAGUUGAUGGGAUUAAAAAUAAAUAAAUAAAACACUUGUGAUAUUUAAAGUGAGACUGGAAGCCAAGUAAAUUGUUAACCACAUGAUAUUGAUCCCAUUGAUCUACUUUGAAGCAUUUCUAACGUUUUGUCUGUGUGGUUUGAGACAAUUAUGACAUUUAAUAUAUAUGAUAUUAGAGACUUGAGUGUGCAAAUAACCAACAGCUUUGAAGUUGACUUACUUUCAUUUUUACCACCUCUGUUAUCAUUUAACAGUAUUCAUGUGUUUGGCAUUUAUAGUCAUGAUCCUGCUUGCUUGGUAGUCAUCUGUUACACAUUUUAAACAAGACUGACAGUUUGUUCACACCAUCUUGUUGUUGUUCAAUAAACAUUCAUUGAUCAC